UAUUUUGGCUAUAAUUGCAAAAUUGACUGAUAUAUUCUUCAAAAUGCCCAGACCAAGAAAAAGUUCUUACGAGGUAGACAAGCCGCCAUAUAGUUACGUAGCAUUGUGUGCAAUGGCUAUUCAUAGUUCACCUUACCAAAUGAUGACGUUAAGCGAUAUUUACAAAUAUAUAAUGAACAAGUUUCCUUUUUAUCGUAAAAAUAACAAAAAGUGGCAAAAUUCUCUCAGGCACAAUUUAUCAUUUAACGAUUGUUUUGUUAAAAUAUCAAAGACAUCAAAACCUGGUGGAAAAGGCAAUUACUGGACUAUGCAUAAAGAUUGCUUUGAAAUGUUUAAUGAAGGAUCUUUUUUAAGACGAAAAAAACGCUUCACAUUGUAUGAAGAUGACUACAUUGCCAACGUAGUUAAUAAAGUAUCAAGUUCAAGAGAUGGUACAGAAAGACUGUUUUCAAAAAGUUCAACAAAUAUGAAAGAACCUUCUCAGAGGUGGAAGUCGUUUAACAUUGAAGACAUUUUAGACUUAAAAAAGAAUCAACAAAACAAAAGCGAUUAUUGCAUUAAUGACUAUUAUACUAACAAUGAACAAUUAAUAAAAGAAUACUCAAACCAAACCUUUUCACGUUUAUGCGUUUAUCCUAAAUUCUUUGGACCAAGCUUACCCAUUCUAUGCUAUAAAUGCCCAUUAAAUAGUCCAACUAAUUUAGUCAGUUUACGAAGCUCACAGGAUUUAGAACGAGUAAGAAAUUGACGAUUUAUAAUAUAAUCAAAUAUAAUAGACAAUUUUUGAAUGUCUAGAAUAUAUCUGAGCAAAAUUUUUUUUGCGCCAUUUUGAAAA
Hydra vulgaris (swiftwater hydra) is the source of this 835-nucleotide messenger RNA. Its product is annotated as forkhead box protein B1. Lineage: Eukaryota; Metazoa; Cnidaria; Hydrozoa; Anthoathecata; Hydridae. Gene Ontology annotation, molecular function: DNA-binding transcription factor activity, RNA polymerase II-specific; RNA polymerase II cis-regulatory region sequence-specific DNA binding. Gene Ontology annotation, biological process: anatomical structure morphogenesis; cell differentiation; regulation of transcription by RNA polymerase II. The record is from RefSeq and is a predicted model, not a curated record.